GGCUCUUAUCCGACGAAAUGUAAACAUAAUUUUGAGACUACAACCAGACGUUGCUACGUAGACGUAGAAAUGAAUUUGAAAUGUACAUUCUCUGUUUUAUUACAUAUAAUUAUACAUGUGUAUUCUUAUUCGAUAAAGGUUAAAAUAAAGCAGGGCAUGCUUAUUGGAAUACGAGAAAUGACGGUGUUCGAUGAACGAUAUUACUACGCUUUUUACGGCGUGCCAUACGCGAGGCCGCCGAUCGGUAAAUUGCGUUUCAAGGACCCAAAACCGAUGAGAGCGUGGAAGAAGACGUUCGAUGCUACCAACGAGUACCACGGAGCGUGCGCCCAAGCCCACAUCGUACACAAACAUGGCGAGUACGGCUUCGAGAACUGUUUACACUUAAAUAUUUAUACACCGAAUCUGCCGGAGACGAAAUCACGGAAAUGUGCUGUGAUCGUAUGGAUUCAUGGUUACUCGUUCUCGUCCAGCUUCAGUCACAUUCAUGGGGCUGAUUUUUUAAUUGAUAAUGAUCUAGUUGUUGUGACCUUAUCGCACAGAAUAGGAGCCUUCGGUUUUCUGAAACUUAAUGACACAGAUGGCGACGCUAAUAUGGGACUCAAAGAUAUUGUCAUCGGUUUAAAAUGGAUAAGAAGAAAUAUAGGAAAAUUUGGCGGUGACUACAACAAUAUAACAUUGGCUGGUAGUGGAUCUGCAAGUACAUUUAUUUCUUUACUAUUAGCGUCAAAAUAUAGAAAACUAUUCUCUAAAUUGAUACUCCAGAGCGGUUCAAUAUUUUCGCCAUCAAUACUUCAAGGCGACUAUAGAACUGAAAGGUCUAAGUUACAAAAGCAAAUAAAAAUAGCUGGAUUCAAAGAUAUAAACUCUGCUCCUACAGAUGCUAUAGUGAAAGCAUCCCAAAAAAUUUAUAACAGCAAGGAUUUAAUGAAUUUUCAAAGGCCAGUUGUACCUUUUUCACCGAUAGUCGAAAAAAAAUCUAACACAUCUUUAUUAAUGAGCGACGUGAAUGAUAUCGUUAACAAUAUAGAUAAAAAUAUCCCGAUACUACUCGGAUUCACGAGCCAAGAGAGUAUAUCUGAAGCCAUACCCUUCAUUCACAAUCCACAAUAUCUUAACAUAUUUAAAUCUUUCUUUAAGUUCAUGAUACCGUUCUCCAAUCAAUGUCAAUACAACUAUACAACAAAGACGUACAAAAUAAUUGGGAACAAAAUAAAAAAUUGGUAUUUUAAAAAUGGAAUAACAGAAAAUUCGAUAAAUGAAUUUUUAAAAUAUCUAUCAGAUUUAUAUAAAUAUCCCAUAUAUAAAUUUAUAAAAUCACUGCUGAUAAACGACGAGAGAGAUUUAUAUGUUUAUAAAUUUAAUUAUUUGGGUAAAUUUAAUGUCGCCAAAGCCACUUCAGCCGCCGGCAGCAAUACCAAAAUUAAAGGCGCUUCACAUGGAGAUGAAAUUUGUUAUAUAUUUAAAUGCGAUCCUAGCUGGGAAUCGUAUGUGAAAUUGAAAAAAAAUAACGACGAUAGGGACAAAAUAUUCAUUAAGCAAAUAUCGAAACUAUGGGCAAAUUUUGCAAAAACUGGUAAUCCAACACCAAGCAACUCUUUUGGGAAUCUAACCUGGCUGCCGAUGACAAAAAAUGAUGAUAAUGUACUGUUAUUAGAUAAGCACAGCAAAUUAAUAAAUUCCAAACCAGAACAGAAGAUGUUUAAGUUUUGGACUGAAAUCUAUGACAAAUACUAUGAACGCGAGAACUGCGAGAAGAGAAAAUCAAUAGCGGAAUCUAUAAAAGAGCUUGGAGAUGAAUUGUAGAAUAAGUAACCUUGGUUUGAAGUUUUUAUUUCAUUACUUAACCCUUGUAAAAUAAAAAAGUUUUAUAAAA
Messenger RNA from Danaus plexippus (monarch butterfly), 1876 nucleotides. RefSeq names its product esterase E4-like. The coding region runs from base 70 to 1806 and encodes 578 amino acids. Lineage: Eukaryota; Metazoa; Arthropoda; Insecta; Lepidoptera; Nymphalidae. The record is from RefSeq and is a predicted model, not a curated record. The transcript has a single exon.